AUGGAGAACAUCCUGGCUGGUCUGUGUGGGACCAGCCCAGAAGAUCCACUCCCUGUGUGGGUUCAUGGCAGCGUUGGCCAUUGCUUUAAUCAGCUGGCAUUAAACGUGAUUCCUCAUGUGAUCCUUGCAGCAGUCAGUGCCUGCUUCCUUGGCACUCCAAGAUCUGGCUCCAGGGUGCCUUGCAGGCCAGCUUGGGGAUGCAGAAUCGCAGCCUCCUUCAUACUGGCUGGGCUUCAAGAGCUGGGCCCUGUGUACCUGGAAGUGCUGGCAAAUGGCACUGCCACCCUGACGUGGCUCACGCACGGCCUCGCUCUCCUCAUGCUCUUCAGGUCUAUUCACGGCUCUACCAAGGGCCCCGUGGCCCUGGCUGUCCUUCCUCUCUUACCCCUACCUUCCUUCAUCAUCACACUGCUGUGGUACUGCCAAAGCGGGACAGCUUGGUCCCUUGCCCGCCCUGCUGCUGCCUCCAGGUUUGCCAUUCUCUGUCUGCAGCUGGCCUCUCUGCUUGUCUAUGUGAUCAGCUACCUCUUCCCCAGUGCUGGCAGGCAAGAAUUCCUCUCCAUCAAUCGCUCCUGGCAACAAGACCAGCUCAUCUCAGAGCCAGACAUCCCCGUGCCUGCUCAGCAGAGAGUGGCAGAAGAUGGUGAGAGCUGGCUCUCACACUUCUUUUACGUUUGGAUGAACCCUCUUAUGGAACGUGGCUAUCAGUGGAAGCUGAACCAGCCGCAGGAUGUCUAUGUGCUUCCUCGCCAGCUCCAGGCUGCCAGGAUCUGUGAUCGGUUCUACUCCUGUUGGCAGAAGAAGGCAGCUCUGCAGCAAGUAGAGGAAGAAACAGUGUCUCUUACUAGCCCGAUGGUUGCUGGAGGCGACGGGGGCAGCGGUGCCCUGGCGAGCUCGCGCAGAACCCAGGGGUCCGCGAGGCUCUUCUCAGUCCUUCACGCCGCGUUUGGGCUUCGCUUCUACUCCCUCGGACUUCUCAAGCUGGCUGGCAGCCUGCUGGAUUUCUCUGGUCCUCUUCUUCUGAACAUGCUGGUGAACUUCAUGGAGUCACGGCAGGAGCCCCUGAGCCAUGGGGUGCUCUAUGCCCUGGGGCUCUUUGCCGGCUCCUUCCUGGGCGCUCUGCUGCGGAACCAGUUCAGAUACCAAGUGGAGAAGGUGAUGCUGAUGGUGCGGGCCGCCGUCAUCUCCGCCAUCUACCGCAAGGCCCUGCGCGUUGGCAGCACCGGCCUCGCCCGCUUCACCCUGGGGGAAAUCGUCAACUUCAUGAGCACCGACACCAGUAGGUUGGUCAACUUCUGCCCCAGCUUCCACGAGGUGUGGAGUCUGCCUUUCCAGUUUGCCAUUACCCUCUACCUCCUCUACCAGCAAGUGGGGGUAGCCUUUCUGGGAGGCUUGGCCAUGGCGCUGCUGCUUGUGCCCAUCAACAAGGUUGUAGCUAACUGCAUCAUGAUGAACAACCGGGAGAUGCUGAAACACAAGGACGUACGGGUCAAGCUAAUGACAGAGUUCCUACGUGGCAUUCGUGUCAUCAAGUUUUACACCUGGGAGAAGCACUUCAGCACCAGGAUAAACGCCUGCCGGGCCAAAGAGCUGCAGAAGUUACGAGCCAUCAAGUACUUGGAUGCUCUGUGUGUAUAUCUGUGGGCAGCAAUGCCUGUUGUUAUCUCCAUUGUCAUCUUCAUCACCUACGUUCUGUUGGGUCACCAGCUCACUGCCACAAAGGUGUUCACAGCAUUGGCUCUUGUCGGGUUGCUUAUUCUUCCCCUCAAUAACUUCCCGUGGGUGUUGAAUGGAACAUUGGAAGCCAAAGUUUCCCUGGAUCGAAUCCAGCGUUUCCUUGAUCUCAUGGACCAGGACCUGGAAGCUUAUUAUGCCCCAGAUAGCCCUUCAGAUACUGCCACUGCCGUGGAAAUGCAAUGUUCAACCUUCUCAUGGGUACCAUCUGAGGAGGAAAGCACCAGGCAGCAGUUAUCCACAGGCACUCUGCAACUGUACAUUGAGAACCUGUCAGUGAGAAAGGGAAUGCUCCUGGGGGUUGUUGGGAAGGUCGGCUCUGGCAAAAGCUCUCUGCUUGCAGCCAUCACUGGAGAGCUCAUUAAACAAAGUGGACGAGUGUAUGUUUGUGACCUGGAGCAAGGGUUCGGUCUGGCCACACAGGAGCCUUGGAUACAGUUUACCACCAUCCGUGAGAACAUCCUUUUUGGGCGGGAAUAUGAUGCCAGGCUGUACAAGGAGGUGGUGGAGGCCUGUGCCCUCUCGGAAGACCUGAACAUUUUUCCAGCAGGUGACCAGACAGAGGUGGGUGAAAAUGGUGUGAUGCUCAGUGGGGGACAGAAGGCUCGAAUAGCACUUGCCAGAGCUGUUUACCAGGAGAAAGAGCUUUAUCUCCUUGAUGAUCCCCUGGCUGCUGUUGAUGCAGACGUGGCCAACCACCUUAUGCAGAAAUGCAUUCUUGGAGUUCUCAAACACAAGACCAGGAUCCUUUGCACUCACAGGACGGAGUUUUUGGAGAAGGCUGAUGCCUUGUUGUUGAUAGACAACGGCAGGAUAGUUAAGACAGGCACACCAGCUGAUAUCCUGCCACUCGUGGAAGCUUUCCCCAAGUUCAAGGAUAUGGACAGGAGGCAGAAGAAGAAAGCCCCUGAUGAACAGGGCCGAGAAGAGGCUAUAGAGACAGAGGCAGAAGAAUCAACCCAAAACAAUCACCUCACCCACAAGGAGGAAGAUAAGAAGGAAGGGGCAGUGGCUUUUCAGGUGUACAAGGCAUAUUGGCUGGCAGUGGGCAGCUGCUUGGCAUCAUCCAUUCUGUUCUCUCUGCUCCUGAUGCAAGCAUCCAGAAAUGUCUCAGAUUGGUGGCUGUCACACUGGAUCUCCAGCAUAUCCCAGACAGCAAAUACCUCUGUAAUGGUCUCCUCGGUUUCCCUGCCUUCCCCAGAGCUGCUUCUCUUCUCCACUGCUGGACUUGUCUCCCCCGUUCAGACUCUGGACACCACCUCAGUCCCUUCCAAUGGCUCACUGGACGUGAAUUUCUACGUGAUGGUUUAUGGGAGCCUCGCAGGGGCCAACUCCCUCUUCACCAUUCUCCGGGCCUUCCUCUUCGCUUACGGCGCUAUCCACGCGGCCACUGUCGUUCACAGCCGGCUGCUCCAGAGGGCUCUAAAGGCCACAGUCACCUUCUUUGACACCACACCAGCAGGCCGGAUCCUGACCCGCUUCUCCUCAGACCUUUACUGUGUGGAUGACAGCCUGCCAUUUGUCCUCAACAUUUUCCUGGCCAACAUAUAUGGGCUCUUGGGCAUGCUGGUGAUGAUCACCUAUGGCCUCCCUUGGAUUGGUCUGGUCUUACUCCCUCUGGGUGCCCUUUACUUCUCCAUCCAGCGCUAUUACCGGCGCACAUCCCGGGAGCUCAAGCGCCUCUACAGUGUGACCCUGUCUCCCAUUUACACUCACUUCUCAGAGACCCUCUCGGGACUGAGCAGCAUCAGAGCCAUGCGGGCAACGCAGCGGUUUGAGCUGGAGAACCGGCUGCGCCUGGAGCAGAACCAGCGGUGCCUUUUUGCCAGCAACACGGCCAUGCAGUGGCUGGACAUCCGCUUGCAGAUGAUUGGGGUCGCUGUGGUUACUGCUAUUGCAGGAAUUGCCAUCGUCCAGCACCAGAAGCAACUGGGAAAUCCAGGACUUGUGGGCCUGGCACUUUCAUAUGCCCUGUCUGUCACAAACCUGCUCUCAGGCCUUAUUUCCAGCUUCACUAUGACAGAGACCAUGAUGGUAAGUGUGGAGCGGACAGAAGAAUACACCACAGACAUCCCCACAGAGCCCCAGGAUAAACUGGUCCAGGUUGCUCCUGACUGGCCAAGCCAGGGCCUUGUGGAGUUCCAGGAAGUGGUCCUGGCCUAUCGAGAAGGCUUGCCUAAUGCACUUGAUGGUGUGAGCUUCUCCAUUUGCCCUGGAGAGAAGGUGGGGAUCGUGGGCCGCACAGGAUCUGGAAAAUCCACCCUCUUCUUGGCCCUUUUCCGCAUGCUGGAGCUGAAAUCAGGCCGGAUUCUCCUGGAUGGUGUUGACAGCCAGAUGGUGGGCUUGGAGGAGCUGAGAUCUAGGCUGGCCAUCAUCCCCCAGGAUCCGUUUUUGUUUAGUGGCUCAGUCAGAGAGAACCUGGACCCUGAGGGAAAACGGACAGAUGCUGAGCUCCACAAGGUGCUAGAGCAAUGCCACCUGCAGGAUGCUGUUACUCAGAUGGGUGGAUUGGACAGCAAGCUUGGAGAGAGUGGAAAGAGCCUGUCCCUGGGACAGAGGCAGCUGGUGUGUCUGGCAAGAGCCCUCCUGACACAGGCCAAGGUGCUGUGUAUCGAUGAGGCCACAGCCAGUGUGGAUCAGAAGACAGACCAGCUGCUGCAGCAGACCAUCCGCCAGCGCUUCGCUGACAAAACUGUUUUGACAAUUGCUCACAGGCUGAACACCAUCUUGGACUCAGACCGUGUGCUGGUGAUGCAGGCUGGGAGAGUGGCAGAGCUGGAUUCACCCGCUCGCCUGAGCGAGAAGGACGGGUCCUUGUUCCAGCACCUCCUGCACAGCGGGCAGCAGUGACCUCCCUCCUCAGAAGAGCCCAGGCAGCCCUCUGGGCUCUGUGCCUGGACCUCCUCUCACCUCAGCCACCAGCCCUGUCCCUGCAGGUCCAGGAACUGCUGAGGUGAGGGAAGGGGUUACUUCUGCCUGCAGACAGCAACUGUGUGUCCUCAAGAGACUCCUGGAGCAUGCCACUGCAACCUUUCCUUUAGCAGGAAGAUGAGACCUGGUGUUCAGG
This is a messenger RNA of Merops nubicus (carmine bee-eater), 4801 nucleotides long. It is a transcript of the gene ABCC10, whose product is annotated as ATP-binding cassette, sub-family C (CFTR/MRP), member 10. Gene Ontology annotation, cellular component: membrane. Gene Ontology annotation, molecular function: ATP hydrolysis activity; ABC-type transporter activity; ATP binding. The record is from RefSeq and is a predicted model, not a curated record. Gene Ontology annotation, biological process: transmembrane transport. Lineage: Eukaryota; Metazoa; Chordata; Aves; Coraciiformes; Meropidae.